This is a messenger RNA of Haliaeetus leucocephalus (bald eagle), 2685 nucleotides long. RefSeq names its product mitochondrial fission regulator 2 (gene MTFR2). Gene Ontology annotation, cellular component: mitochondrion. The record is from RefSeq and is a predicted model, not a curated record. Bases 52 to 1164 code for a protein of 370 amino acids. Gene Ontology annotation, biological process: aerobic respiration; mitochondrial fission. NCBI's taxonomy places the organism in Eukaryota, Metazoa, Chordata, Aves, Accipitriformes, Accipitridae. The transcript is spliced from 9 exons.
GUAUUUUUGGAAGCUCUUGUAUUUGGCAGCAGUAUCAGUCAUACAAUCAGAAUGUGUCUUCCUUCAGCAGUCUCGUCGAGAAGGCGUUUCCAGCAGUUAUAUGCUGUCAUAAGGAAGUAUCAGGUCAAGGUUGUAUCUGUUUGCCAAAAAAAGGAAUAUGGAUCUACUCGAAGUGUUGUCCGUAGACUUGGGACAAUUCUUUCCUUAGAGCCCUACCCCAGACCUUAUUUUAAACUUGUUCAAGACCCAGGUCCGCUGGGUAAUAAUGAGCAAAGCACCGCUCCAAUGCCUGUAGCUCCAUCACUUGCUGAUGUCCUGUGGGUGGCAAAUGAUGAAGGACAAGCAUUUACUAGGCUUCGGACUGAAUUAUGGAUAAAAGAAAAAAGUACAGCUUAUCGUGACCUACAUCCAUCUGCAGAUUCAACACAAGGUGUUCCAAAACACAGUACACAAAAAGACAGUCAUUUUGAUCAAGCAGCACUCCAGAAAAUUUCUGCGCUUGAAGAUGAGCUAACCUUUCUUCGUGCUCAGAUUGCUGCAAUUGUUUCAGCACAGACAUUGGGAAGCAUACCAUCACAAGCCUUUAAAACAUUCAGCACUCCAGAUGGAUUUUACCCAGUGCCAGCCAUGACUUCUACUCCAUUGUCCAUCUCUCACAAUCACUUUGUAAUUCCCUCGCCUCCUCCACUUCCUUCUGGUCUACCAUCUGGUGUUGAUGCUAGUAAUUCAGCAAUUGAACUUAUAAAACGACGUCGUGCAGCAAGAAACAGUGGUUCAACUGCAGGUGAUAGUGCUGAUCACCAGAGCACAAAGAACAUUCCUAGUAUGAUGGAUGUUUUGAAAGACCUAAACAAAGUUCAGUUGCGAGCUAUUGAGAGGUCACCUGGAGGUACUCCUCUUUCUAGACCCCAAAAGAGGCAAAGUUCAGAUUGGGAUCCAGUUGCUCUACUAACUCAUGCACUAAAGCAGAAAUUUGCAUAUAAAAAUGGUGAAGAUGAUGAUUCUGUGGACAAAGAAAACCGAUCUUUUGAUAGCUCCCCGUUUUCUAGUCCAGAGAUCCCACUGGUUGGACGUUGCAGUCUGAAGGCAAAUGCAAAAUCUAGCCUUAUAAGAACUGAUGAAGUUAAACAGGUACCAACGUGGAAAGUGAGAGCUCUUAUUUAACUGAUGGAGACUUCUGAGGAAACUUCAUAGUGUGUACAAGUGGCAGGUCUACUUUGAAACUGCUGUAAGUUUCCCAGCAGCCAAACUUGUGGAUGUAAUGCUUUUAUGAAAAGCACAGAACCAAAAGAAGGCUUUUAUUGCUAUGGAGCAGUGUGUUUGAAACCUGGGCAAUGCAGGAAAGAAGUGCGUGUGAAAGAAAAAUAAUUAUUGGUGUGGCAGCUGAGGUGUGUGGUCUGUUUGCAUUUCAGUGUAAAUAACGAGGAAGGGUAAACUUCUUGAAAAUGUGUUUACAUACAACUGACUGUAUAUAAUGGUAGCUAAUACUGUUUUAUUAGAAUGGUAUAGUUGCCUCAGUUUUCCUUGCAGUUUGCUGAUGCAACUCCAUAUUCCAUGUGCAAACAAUAUUCUAAUUUAUUUUGGGUCAGUAGAUGAACUUUUAUGUUUGUGAAGCCUUGUUGUGCUGUAAGUAAACUACAGGCUGUCUGUUAAAUGCCCAUAUUAUGGGGGAGUUGUGUUCUGAGAUAAAAAAGACCUUGUAGAGAGAUCUGCUAGCACAUAGUCUAAAUUCCAUGUUAAACAUUAAAUCCCUCCUUAGCUUCUCCAUAUGAAGUCUGUUUUGCUCACAAGAGUUUAUAAAAUAAAAUUUCUGUUAUAUCAUAGAUGUCUUGUGGUAGUGGCAUUUUGUGUUGCAGACUAACUUUUUUGUUAAGAACUGACCAUAUUAGACAACUUCUUAAAAAAAUUGUAUGAUAUGAAAUUAAUUAAAAUAGAGCUUACAUUUUUCCUGCCAGAGUACUUAAGAGUCCCUUAUUUGCAAAUUUAUUGUGAUCCCCUGCUUACAAUAGCUGCCUUCACUUCUUCUUUUGUCUAAUGAUCCUGAUGUAUAAAACGAAAAUCCUAUCAAUUAGACUGUUGAAUAUGUCCCUUGUAUGUCCUGUGUCCCCCAUAUUUCCCUGCUCACUUACACAGAGUAGACUGGCAGAUGGAUUCCCUCUUACUGCUGAGUCUUAUUUGCACAAUUGUAAGAAAUUACUGUGCAAAUCCCAUACUUCUGUUUUAAAAGUUGUCUUUUGUCUAAAACUGGAGCUUAAGUGACUUGCAAUUUUAUGCUUCUAAAGUUAUGUCUUCUAGAUAUUUUUUUCUGAAUUGAGCGAUUACUGAACUUUAUCACAUUCUCCCAUUCCUCUCUUGGUCCAUAACAGUUUGACCUUCCCUUUUGCUCCGCUUUCAAAAUACGCAUUUGCCUCAUUCUCUAUCUAAACUUGACAACUGCUAUGAAAUCCAUACAGAAUAGCCAGCUUGGCCUUGUGCUUAGCAAUCUUGCACUCUUCUAUCGAAGCUCCCCAUUGUUUUUUGUCUGCUGCUGUGGUCUCUGAUAUUUGCAGGGGCAGCAGGGAGCAAUGGUGAGGGAAGUCCAUGCAGUGCCUGCAGAAGAGGAUAUGAAGGGCAGUGAGUCUUGCAUACAGGUCUCCCUUACAAGUAAAGACCCAGUAGCUUUGAAGAAAAUGGCAUGUGGCCAGA